AUGACUGGCUUGGGCCCGGCCUCCGAAGCUGUCGGCUGCGUCGCCAUCCGGCCGCUGACUAAGGAGGGCAGCUGCGGCGGCAGCGGCGAUGGCGCGGCGCCGGCCGCGCCGGCGCGGGUGUGCGAAAUGAAGCGGCUGUGGGUCGGCCCGGGCGGCCGCGGCUCGGGGCUCGGGCGCCGGCUGGUAGUGGCCGCCGUCGCAGCGGCGCGGGAGCUUGGGUACAAGAGCGUCGUGCUGGACACGUUGCAGCGGUUGGAGGCCGCCAACAAGAUCUACGAGUCGUCAGGGUUCAGGCGGCGAGAACCUUACUACCACAACCCGCUGCAGAACGUCGUGUUUUGGGAGCUCGACCUGUGA
Molecule: messenger RNA, 357 nt
Organism: Monoraphidium neglectum
Lineage: Eukaryota; Viridiplantae; Chlorophyta; Chlorophyceae; Sphaeropleales; Selenastraceae
Exons: 2
Coding region: 1-357 (118 amino acids)
Molecular function (GO): acyltransferase activity, transferring groups other than amino-acyl groups
Source: RefSeq, a predicted model, not a curated record